AUGAGGUCUGCAAGUGAGGAACUCUGCCCUCUGUCGCCUUUCUCCCGACCGACCAUCGACCAUCGGGGAACCCACCUCGGGGCGUCCCUGGAAAGGGAUGCGGGCAGAGAGCUCGUCCACUCUCCGCGGGCCGAGGCCAGCUCCGCGCAGCCCUUCGCCCCCCGCCCCGAGGGCUCGGAGCUCCCUGCCAAUCCUUUAUCUGGCGGGUGCACCUGCUUCGCCCAGGAGACCACGGAAGGGCGGGGUCCGGACGCUGCAGUACUCUUUCCCCGGAACAGCCUAGAGAACAGGAACACGGACUCGGCAGAAAACUGGAAAGUACGGUAG
Rangifer tarandus platyrhynchus (Svalbard reindeer) is the source of this 327-nucleotide messenger RNA. NCBI's taxonomy places the organism in Eukaryota, Metazoa, Chordata, Mammalia, Artiodactyla, Cervidae. The record is from the annotation of a GenBank genome assembly.